Messenger RNA from Crotalus tigris (Tiger rattlesnake), 4162 nucleotides. It is a transcript of the gene ARVCF, whose product is annotated as ARVCF delta catenin family member. Gene Ontology annotation, molecular function: cadherin binding. Gene Ontology annotation, cellular component: adherens junction; plasma membrane; nucleus. Lineage: Eukaryota; Metazoa; Chordata; Lepidosauria; Squamata; Viperidae. The transcript has 23 exons. The coding region runs from base 459 to 3425 and encodes 988 amino acids. Gene Ontology annotation, biological process: cell-cell junction assembly; cell-cell adhesion. The record is from RefSeq and is a predicted model, not a curated record.
CGCUCGUGGGAACCCGCCGGCUCUCGCGCGGCGCAGGGCAGAGCGCUCGCGGCGGGCGCGGAAGAUGCUCAGCUGUCCUCACGGCGGCCUCCUCCUCUUCCUCCUCCUCCUCCGAGCAGCGCAGCUCCUCCGCCCGAGGCCAGAACUCCUCAUAUCGCAGGGAGCCCAUCUCAGGUUAGAAACUGGAUAAGAUCCUGCACAGUACAGAGGUUCUUCUCUUCCUUACUGACAGUUGUUACCUCUGAGGCGUUGUGUAGCAGGCGUUUUCGCCAACCUGGAAAUUCUCUGGGCUUUAAAAGCAAGGAGGUGGAUCUGGUACGGAAGCCAUGCUUUUUCUGCUUACGGUUGUCUGUGGCUUCACUUCCUCUAGAGAUUAAUGUCUGAUGUCCCAACCUUCUUAACCUAAAAGAGCUUCCUAAACCUUCUUAGCGAGCAGGCCAGAUCUUUUGAGCCCAACCAUGGACGAUUAUGACAUCCGAUCCGCAGCCAGCAUCUUGGCUUCUGUGAAAGAACAGGAGGCUCGCUUUGAGCGGCUCACCCGGGCCCUGGAAGAAGAACGUCGGAAUGUGUCUCUGCAACUCGAGCGGGCCAACCAGCCCUCGGAUCGCAUAAAUGCCUGCAACAUCGGCAGUGGGCAGCCCUUAGCAACGGCUUGGCAGCAGCUGGUUCUGCAGGAGCAAAGUCCCAGCAACCAGACUUCCAUAGCCAUGAUGCAAGAGCCUCAAGAGAUGGUGGAGGAGACCGUGACCGUCGAAGAAGAUCCUGGCACCCCCACAUCUCAUGUUUCUAUUGUGACUUCAGAAGACGGGACCACCAGGAGGACGGAGACGAAGGUAACCAAAAUGGUCAAGACUGUCACGACUAGAACGGUGCGCCAAGUUCCCCUUGGUCCCGAUGGCCUCCCUGCGAUGGACGGGUCAUCCCCUAUGGGUAGUUACACCGACUCCAUCGACAGAAGGCAAGUCAAGAACGGCGAGCGAUACAUCACCCCUCAGGCCUCGUCCACUUUGAACCGCUCUUACAACAGCUACAACGAUUCCUAUCCCGAGGGUCACGACGGCCAGUAUCGUUCCUUCGUCAGCCACAAUGGUUACGGUGACCUGCCAGACAAUUACGGAAGCUUGUCCCGGAGUGUCAAUUACCGCCCGCAUUACGCCUACGCACCUGGGAACAAUUACCGGCCCGAGGAUGGGAGCUUCACUUUGCCAAGCAGGAGGGAUAACUAUGGACCGCUGGCCCAACCGCAGGUGCCAACGGGCAGUAAUGCGGACUUGAACCGCUCCCAGCCGGAACGGUUCCAACCUGAGCCCUACGGGCUGGAGGACGAUAACCGCAGCCUCGGAAUUGACGACGAAGGUUAUGAACUCGAUCCAGAGUACUCGACGGUGAAUCGGAGGACGUCGGCUGGGCUCCCCGAGAGAGGGAGACCCCACAAGGGAAGGAGUUACGAGGAUCCCAUCGAGAGCGAAAUCGUUGAGCGGAUCCCGUACUUGCACGGCAGCUACGCGGCGCCUUUGGCGCAGCCCGAAAGGGGCAGCAUGGCCAGCAUCGACCGCCUGGGCAAGCGCUCCCCCUCCAUUGACAGCAUCCGCAAAGACCCCCGGUGGCGCGACCCGGAUCUGCCCGAAGUCAUCGCCAUGCUCAGCCACCCCAUCGAUCCCGUGAAAUCGAACGCCGCAGCCUACCUCCAGCACCUCUGCUACGAGAAUGAUAAGAUCAAGAAGGACGUGAGGCAUCUCAAGGGCAUUCCCAUCCUGGUGGGUCUUCUGGACCAUCCUAAGCCUGAGGUCCACCGCAAAGCAUGUGGGGCCCUCCGGAACAUAUCCUAUGGGAAGGACAAUGAGAACAAAGUGGCCAUCAAGAACUGUGAUGGGAUACCGGCUUUGAUCAGGUUGUUGCGCAAGACGAGUGAUAUGGAAGUACGAGAACUCAUUACAGGAACCCUUUGGAACCUGUCAUCUUACGAACCCCUCAAAAUGGUGAUCAUUAACCAUGGCCUUCAGACGCUGACCAAUGAGGUCAUCAUCCCUCAUUCGGGGUGGGAAAACGAGCCGAACGAAGAUUCGAAACCUAGAGAUGCGGAAUGGAGUACAGUCUUCAAGAAUACGUCGGGAUGUCUGAGGAAUGUAAGUUCAGAUGGCGCUGAAGCUCGACGAAGACUCCGAGAAUGUGAAGGUUUGGUAGAUGCUCUUCUCCACGCUUUGCAGUCUGCAGUGGGGAAAAAAGAUACGGAUAACAAGUCGGUGGAAAACUGUGUCUGCAUCAUGAGGAACCUCUCCUACCACGUCCACAAAGAAGUUCCAGGCGCCGACAAAUUCCGAGAGUUAGAAAGUAACCAGCUGGGAAGUUUUGGAGGAACUCAUAAGAAAAAGAAAGACGACGCGGGCUGCUUCGGUGGGAAAAAGGCCAAAGAGGAAUGGUUCAACCAAGGAAAGAAGAACGGCGAUGUGGACCGGAACUUUGAUACACUGGAUCUACCGAAGCGAUCUGAAUCAGCAAAAGGCUUUGAGUUGCUUUACCAGCCCGAAGUCGUGCGGCUCUACCUCUCCAUUCUCACCGAAAGUCAGAAUUUCAAUACUUUGGAAGCAGCGGCCGGCGCCCUCCAGAAUCUCAGCGCAGGAAACUGGACUUGGUCCACGUACAUCCGGGCGACGGUGCGAAAGGAACGAGGACUUCCGGUCCUGGUGGAGCUCCUCCAGUCAGAUUCAGACAAGGUGGUGAGAGCGGUAUCCAUAGCCCUACGGAAUCUCUCCAUGGACCGCCGUAACAAGGAUCUCAUAGGUAGCUACGCCAUGGGGGAACUGGUAAGAAACUUGCCGAGCCGGCAACAGCGGUCUUCAAAAAACCUUGAAGAGGACACAAUAGUUGCCGUCCUGAACACCAUCCAUGAAAUUAUUACGGACAGUUCUGAAAAUGCCCGCUCCCUGAUCCAGACGCAAGGCGUUCAGAAGCUGGUGGCUAUCAGCAAAUCCAGCCAGUCCUCCAGAGAAAUGAAAGCAGCUUCUCACGUUCUUCAAAUGACCUGGAGCUACAAAGACCUAAGGAAUGUUUUGCAGAAGGAAGGCUGGAAUAAGUCUCAUUUCCAGUCUGCCUCAGCCACUGCGAAGGGAUCCAAAAGCACCUCUUGUAAAUCUGGAUAUGAUGACAGCACAUUGCCUCUGGUGGAUAAAAGUCAAGAUAACGAGAAGACCGGAAGCCGGGAUAUGAUUCCAAUGGAUGAACUUGGACCAGAUGGUUACUCUACCAUCGAUCACCGGGACAAGGAGCGGAAAUACAAAACCAACGACAACAUGGGAGACGCCUCGGAGAAAGAACCACUAAAGAAUGACACAAAUAGGAAAACGCUUAACAGGAGCAACAGGCCUUCGGUGACUUUGGUGGACACGCGAGAUUCUAAACCCCAGCCUGUUGACUCCUGGGUCUAACAUUGCAUGUAUGGGCUAAACUCCAGCUGCUUGUUUUACGAUUCUCGUUCUCCAUUGUUUCCCUCGGUUCAAAGAAGACUCUCGACACAGACACACAGACACACCCCAACACAAAACAUACAAACGCGAAAGGUUUACAAUGAACCCAUCACUGCCAUUCUGACUGCAGAAUCGGUGACACCAGCCAAAGCUGCAGACUUGAAGGUUGAGGAGAAGAGCCAUCAAAUGUCACCUGGAGGGCUCGCUCGUGCCCGGGACCGUUCUUCUGCUUUGGAAGGAAAUUUCCCCGUCCCAUUCCAGGAAAAGGAAAAAGGGAAAAAAGGAAGGCAAACACGGAAAACUGAUCUCUCUCUUUCUCUCUCUCUCUCUCUCUCUCUCUCUCUCUCUCUCUCUCUCUCCACCUCGCAGCAGGAGGAAUCGCCAUUCCAAAAGAGAACGGCAAGUUUAGGUCAGCCAGGUUUGGUUCGUCAUGGACUCUUUGGGCAUAGAUGGUGCCAAGUUGGGAGAGGAAAGUCAAGAGAAGAGAAAAGGGGAGGUGGGGAUGAAAGAAAGAACUGAAAAGGGGUUCUGAAUGAAAAUCUCCAGGAUAUUUGAUAUGAUAAGUAUAGUUGUUAUUAAAAAAAGGCACUUUUCCCUUCCUUCCUUCCUUCCUUCCUUCCUUCCUUCCUUCCUUCCUUCCUUCCUUCCUUCAUUUCUUCCUUCUUUCCUCCUUCCCUUCUCUCCCCCUCUUCUUUUCU